UUGACAUUUAUAGCGUAUAGCUAUAGCUUAGCGCUAGGUGGCGCUAGGCGAAAGGCGAAAUAUCGCGUUCAAUGUACGCGGGCGGUGAAAAGAUUGAACGUAGUAAUUUCUAGGUAAUUAAUAGUAAGUUUCUAAAUUUCUUUGUACAAAAUGGAAACCAAAGUAGCAAUUGUUACUGGAGGCAACAGAGGGAUAGGAUUCGAAAUAGUGAAAGGGCUGUGCCAAAAGUUUGAUGGUGUUGUGUAUCUUACGGCAAGAAACGAAGAAAGAGGUCUACAAGCCGUAAAAAAAUUAGAAGAAUUAGGCCUAAAACCGUUGUUUCACAUCCUGGAUGUUACAUGCGAGAAAAGCAUUGAAGAUUUGGCUAAACAUAUUUCAACACACCACUCUGGCAUUGAUGUUUUGGUAAACAACGCUGGCAUUCUAGACUUCGACAAAGCUAUUUCUUCAUAUGAUGAUGCCAAGAAACUCAUCGAUACCAACUUUAUGAGUUUAUUGUCUAUAACAAAAAUACUCUACCCUCUACUUACAAAUACUGCUCGAAUAAUAAACAUUAGCAGUGACUGGGGCUUACUAUCCAAUAUUUCCAAACAAGUAUGGUUUGACAGGCUGGUCAAAGAGGAUCUUACUGUUGAAGAAAUCUUAGAGUUUGUCAAUGAGUUCUUGAAUGCAGCCAAAAUGGGAAAAUCUGCUUUUGUUUCCAUAGCAGGCAAUUAUGGAGAUUAUAAAGUGUCAAAAGUGGCCAUGUCUGCAUUAACUUUUGUUCAGCAAAGACAAUUCAGUGAACAAGGUAAAGACAUUUCUAUAAACUGUGUCCACCCUGGAUUUGUUAUGACUGAUAUGACCAAAGGUAUGGGUAACUUUACCCCGGAACGAGGUGCAAAGGCACCGUUGUACUUGGCACUUGAAGCACCUCAGUCGCUAAAGGGUGCAUUCUUAUGGCAUUGUAAUUCUCGCGUUAAUUGGGAUGACUAAAGAUUUAAGGCUUUUAAAAUUCUUAGUGUUACAACCAAGUUACUUGUGUGAUAUCAGUGCGCAGUGUCACAUGCAC
Spodoptera exigua (beet armyworm) is the source of this 1051-nucleotide messenger RNA. The record is from the annotation of a GenBank genome assembly. Lineage: Eukaryota; Metazoa; Arthropoda; Insecta; Lepidoptera; Noctuidae.